This is a messenger RNA of Empidonax traillii (willow flycatcher), 791 nucleotides long. It is a transcript of the gene SERTM2, whose product is annotated as serine rich and transmembrane domain containing 2. Lineage: Eukaryota; Metazoa; Chordata; Aves; Passeriformes; Tyrannidae. Gene Ontology annotation, cellular component: intracellular membrane-bounded organelle. Bases 513 to 791 code for a protein of 92 amino acids. The record is from RefSeq and is a predicted model, not a curated record. The transcript is spliced from 2 exons.
CCUGGAGCGAAGGUUCCUUGCCCUUUCUUCUCCUGUUGCCUGCAAAGGAAGGACAUCAGCAGUGACGCUGCUCUGGUGACAUCCCGGGAUUAGGGAGUGAGAGCCCUCGCUGCAGCGAGCCGUGUGAAUUCGAGAGCAGAGGAGAAGGAACUGCACUGUCCUGACUCCAGCUGUAAGACAACUAAUCCUUGCUGCACGAUUCCCACUCGCUGGGAUGGGGGAUGUUCCCGGAUAAAUCACCAGCAAGCUCCUAGUCUGAAUCAGGGACUCUCUCGUGCCUUAUCCCAACACCACUGCCUGCUCUGAAAGCAACUUGCAAAAUGAUCUGCAAGGUCCUGUCCCUGUGCAGUGUGAACCAGCAGCCUUGACACCACGAGGACAGAGCACCGUGCCAUCUGCCCUCAGCUGCCUCUCCUGACAUCCUCUGCGAGUCUGGGGAGGGAAGACAGGAAAUCCAAGGCAUGCAGGGAAAAUGGAGCAGAGCUGAUUAACCCCUCACCCCCCCGAGAGCGAUGCCCGACACCCAUUUCAGAUUCCGCGGAAACCUGACCGGCCGUGUCCACCUCCCAACCGUGGCCACCCAAGUGGACACGGCAGCAGAGAAAUAUUCCGGCCUCUACAUCUACGUGGGGUUGUUCCUGACCCUCCUGGCCAUCCUCCUCAUGCUGCUUCUCUCCGUGCUCCUGCGCCUCAAGCACGUGGUGUCCCCGCUCAUCCUGUCCCCCGAGGGCACCGAGAACACCCAGCAGUUCACGGAUGUGGAGAUGCACAGCAGGAUUCCAACCGCUUAG